AUGGGAUCAGGUAGCGACAGUGCGCGGUUGUUACUGAAACAAAGUUAGUGUUAUAAAUGCUGAACGGCCUCGUAGUUGAUGUAGUUGAAGUGGCUGCAGAAACGCGCGGCUGUCUGUGUCGGCUAUAUGCAAAGGUUUAUGCUAACGCUGCCUGACAGUUCAAGCUAACUGUUAAUAUUUUAAUUUUAAAUUCUAAGCACUGUUCACUUACAGCAGCAGACCGCCGUGUUAGCUUGUUAGCAUCUUUACGAUGUGCCAGGUGGAUGAAGACUACCAUGAUCAGCUGGAGCGCGUGGAGGUGCCCAGUGUUUCCAAGAAAUGUGUCAAAUGCAAAGAGGGGACAGCCGCUGUGGUCAUCAGAGCAGGAGACACAUACUGCAGGGUGUGUUUCAAGGAAUACUUCAUCCAUAAGUUCAGAGCCAUGCUGGGUAAAAACAGGGUGAUUUUCCCUGGAGAGAAGGUGCUGCUGGCUGUGUCUGGAGGGCCGUCUUCCUGCUCCAUGCUCAGUCAAGUUCAAGAGGGCUUGAGUCAAAACGCUCACAAGAAGCUGAGAUUCUCACCUGGUAUUGUCUACAUUGACGAGGGCGGAGCUGUAGGUCAGUCUGUGGAGGAGAGGCAGAGGACGGCGACUGAGCUGCAGGCCGUGUUUAGAACUACCGGCUUCCCGUUUCAUAUGGUGCCUCUGGAACAGGUGCUGCACCUGCCCAGCUCGGUGGUGCUGAUGGCCCCGUCAGCCUCAGAGCGCCCAGCCAGCGCCUACAAAGCAGCUGUGGAUCACUUCAUUCAGAGCGACAGCACGAGCUGCUCCACAACACAGGAACAGGGGGAAACAUCACUUUCUGUCGUUCAGGAGUCCCACACACGCUCCCUGCAGCAGCUGAUUGGCUCGGCUACGACACUGACGGCCAGAGAGGACCUGCUCAACACGCUGAGGCAGCACCUGCUGGUGCACACGGCUCGCACCGAAGGCUACUGCAAGCUGAUGCUGGGAGACAACUGCACCAGACUGGCUGUCAAACUGCUCACCAGUAUCUCACUGGGCAGAGGAGCUCAGCUGGCUCAGGACACGGGUUUCUCAGACUCCAGGUAUGGUGACAUCAUAUUAGUGCGUCCAAUGAGGGACUACUCAGCUAAAGAGAUCGCUUACUACAACCGUCUGUUCAGCGUGCCCUCUGUGUUCACCCCAAGUCUCGACACGAAGACAACAGAAAAGGCCAGCAUCCAGCGUCUGACAGAGAGCUUUGUCACCAAACUGCAGGCAGACUUCCCCUCUACUGUCAGCACUAUCUACAGGACCAGUGAGAAGCUGCAGACGGCCUGUAAGAGCUCCACAGCUGAACACUGUGACAGGUGUCUGCUGUGUAUGUGCAACCUGGAUACUGCUGUGGAGAAUGCCUCAGCCUUCAAGGCGACACUGAUCUCAGAGCAGCUCUCUCAGACCAAAUCUCCAGGAGCUUCUACUGCUGAGAGCCAAAGACAAACCCCAGCCCCGGUGCAGCCAGAAUCAGUUGCUCCCUCUGGACAGUGCUGCUCCUCUGGUGGAGGAGAGGACUGUGGGAAAGCAUGGAGUGGUGGUGGCUGCUGUUCGUCUGCCAGAGCAUCAGAGACGAGCCAUCUGAAGAGCCUGCUGUGUUACAGCUGCCAGCUGACCAUCAAAGACAUGUCGUCAGUGGAACGUCUGCCUCAGUACAUCCUGUCGGAGGCUCAGAGGAGGCACAGGAGGUCUCAGAUGAGAGAGGAGAUCAGUGAGUUUCUGCUAGAUGGUGAUGAUGGUGAUGAAGGCGAUUAGAGGGAGAAGUGGAGCUGAAUGUUCACCUCCAGCUGUCCACUCUGAAAAAGUGUGCAGCAGAAUAACACUCAUUUCAGCCUGUCAUUAGUAUGUGUCAGUCCUCUGCUGGACUGUCACAUACUAAUGACGUACAGAAUUUUCACUAAACCGGCCAUCCAUCAUCUAUGACUUGUUAACCUGUGUAGGCUGCGUUUUUUAAAAUGAAUGUACACUCUCAUACACACUGUGUGGAUUCAGACCCAGCACACGGACCAAACACACGUGCUGUCAGAAGUGGAACAUAAUAAAGUAUCUAUUUUUACUGCUA
Molecule: messenger RNA, 2096 nt
Organism: Plectropomus leopardus (leopard coralgrouper)
Lineage: Eukaryota; Metazoa; Chordata; Actinopteri; Perciformes; Serranidae
Gene: ctu2
Product: cytosolic thiouridylase subunit 2 homolog (S. pombe)
Biological process (GO): tRNA wobble position uridine thiolation
Cellular component (GO): cytosol
Molecular function (GO): tRNA binding; sulfurtransferase activity
Source: RefSeq, a predicted model, not a curated record